This is a messenger RNA of Mus caroli (Ryukyu mouse), 2038 nucleotides long. The record is from RefSeq and is a predicted model, not a curated record. Lineage: Eukaryota; Metazoa; Chordata; Mammalia; Rodentia; Muridae.
CAGAGCAAGCGGUAACGUGCAGUAACGAUGAGUGCAUCUGGAAAGCUGAGCUCCUGGAUGCCACGGGACUCUCCUGAGCUGCUGCUCGGCCUCACACGCCUCCUUACCACUCCCUAGGUGUUGGGAGCCCUUUCCUCCAGGAGAACGUACCGCAGGCACAUCUGCCUUCAGGGGCGCACAGUGCCCUUGUCACCAUGAGCUAUGUCGGAGAUGGGAGUGGUGAGCGGGCCCCCCUACUGUCACCCCGAAGAGCAGUAUACACUCGGGGCAACGGCCCUGCGGCCCGUCAUCUUUGCUGGCUUCCAGACAGCUCCGAUUCAGACGUGGAGGAAGUGACCAUGGAAGACAUCCCCGUCAUCUCCCGACCUCCCCAGACUAAUCUGGCAAACCUACGCAGGGGCUGGUUAGCCUCCCCAGGACCCGGGAUCAGUGAAGAAGAAGAGGUUGAAUCCACGGAUGCCAGAGUUGAAGACAAGACACCCAGCCCAGACCCAGACCCUACCGUGAACUCUGAUGAAGAUCAUGGAGACCUGGCACCCUGCAAGGCGGAAGAAAACACAGCCCAGAAGAAUACAGAAACAGCCUCUGGCAUCGGGGAUGAAGACCCAGAGAAGGGAGAGGCCACAGAGUCUACAGAGACAAACAAUGCCCCAGUGGCAUCCAAGGUUUUGCAAGGCGACGAUGGUGACACCAGCAACCACAAUGCCUGGAACAUGACCUGCCCCCAGCCUCGCACUCCCGGCCCUCGGCUUGGGGAGGACAUGGAAGCAUACGUGUUGCUCCCUGCACCCCGGGACCACAUGGUGCAGUGCCGCAUCGUCCGAAACAAGCACGGCAUGGACAAGGGGAUGUUCCCUUCCUACUACCUCUACCUGGAGGCCGAGGAUGGUGUAGCAGUACGCUCCAGCCCUUUGGGGCAUUUCCUUCUGGCUGGGCGGAAAAGGAAAAGAAGCAAAACUUCAAAUUAUCUCAUUUCCCUGGACCCCAAAGACAUGUCUCGCAACGGGAGCAACUUUGUAGGCAAAGUUAGAUCCAACGUCUUGGGCACGAAAUUCACCAUCUUCGAUAAUGGGGUGAACCCUGAGCGGAGUUAUUGGGUUCCAGACAGUGCCCGGAUCAGAGAGGAGCUGGGAGUCGUCUGUUAUGAGACCAAUGUCUUGGGAUUCAGGGGGCCUCGGAAAAUGACUGUGAUCCUUCCAGGAAUGGACAGCCGGAAGCAGAGGAUGAAAGUCCAGCCACAAAAUGAUCAGGAUUCCAUAUUGAGUCGCGUACAGAAGGGCGCUGGACACGGGCUGCUCCUACUGCAGAACAAGGCCCCAUCGUGGAGCGACGAAAGCGGCGCAUACGUACUCAAUUUUCACGGUCGCGUCACGCGAGCUUCGGUCAAGAACUUCCAGAUAGUGCACCCGGAUGAACCCGACCACCUGGUGCUCCAGUUUGGCCGUGUGGCCCCAAACAUAUUCACGAUGGAUUUCCGAUAUCCUCUUUGCCCGCUCCAAGCCUUCGCCAUCUGCUUAUCCAGUUUCGAUGGGAAACUGGCGUUUUUUUGAUACUCAGUCUGGUCUCCAACAACUAUGUAGCUGAGGCUUGCCUUGAACAUCCGAUCCUCCUGCUUCCACCCCUGAAGUACUGGGAUGACAAAGCCCGCACCUUUGUGCCUGGCCUUGUCUUUUAAUAAUAAAUCUUUUGAUUUUUUUUUUUAGUUAGUGUUCAAAAUAAUGGGCUUCAUUAUAACAUUUUCAUAGAUGUCGUCGUUGUACCUUGCAUAUAUGUAACACCCUUCCUUGUCCUUUCUAGUUUUUUGAGACAGCCACACUAUGUUAUGCUUGUCUUGGAACCCAAGCCAAUCUCCUGCCUCAGCUUCCCAGUGCGGAGAUUACUUGUGGCACCUUCCAUUAGGAAGUCCCUUACACAGGACUGUGUUUUAAGAGGGUCUCACUAUGUAGAUCAAGUUGGUCUUAAACUAAAGUUUGGACACCAUUCAUUUUUAGCCUCCCCGGAAGCUACCAAUAAAGGACACACAAGAGUUUAUCACUAC